Messenger RNA from Phytophthora nicotianae INRA-310, 189 nucleotides. RefSeq lists its product as hypothetical. The transcript has a single exon. The coding region runs from base 1 to 189 and encodes 62 amino acids. The record is from RefSeq and is a predicted model, not a curated record. NCBI's taxonomy places the organism in Eukaryota, Oomycota, Peronosporomycetes, Peronosporales, Peronosporaceae.
AUGGUGAAGCGGUUUCUAGCACGCCACCGCCAAGCGAUCCUACAAGUGCCUCCUCAUCGUACCAUCAAAGAGCACCGGGAGGAGUACUUAAUGAUGGCUGCAGACUUGCUCGUCCACGAGGCCAUAACACCGGAGUUGUGUCGCAAGUGUGCGCUGCACACAGUCAAGUUCCAUGCUGCGGCGAUUUAA